GGAGGCCAAGCGAGCGGUGGGAUACCGACGGAUAGGAAGUGACGGGACUGCACGGAUUUCAGAAGGAGAGAGAGAGUGCGUGAGUGAGUGAGAGAGAGAGAGAAGGGGGGAAAAAAGGAGAAGAAGACGGGAAUAUCAACACAAAGCAGAAUGAGAAGCAACGUGCGAUCAUCGGGCUGCGGUGCGGAGGGAAACUGAAUUGCGCAUGAUCUUAUCAACAACACCGGAGCGAGAGACUUUCAAUGGGAAGUGAAGUGGGCUCCCAGAAGUGAAAAGCAGGGAUUUCUAAAAAAAGGAGGGGGGGUGAUUGUCGUCUGAUUUUCAUGACUGGUGUUUGUAAAUCUGGGGGAAAGUAUUGGCACACAGAGGAACCAUAUGGAACAGUGACCCGGGCUUUAAGCUAUAACCCCACUUUGAAUAUGAAGGAAAAGACUUUACGCACGAUCCAAGAGCACAGUUAAGGGGGAUAUGAGCGCAGAUCUUCGGAUUUCGCCUCGAUUUUUUUCCUCUUUCGGGUUCAGUUUUGCGUCUUUGGGGAUGUUUGCCAGUUGCGUCUCUGCGGCUUCGGUUCGGAUACUGACCCGUCUGUGCGCCCUGGUGCUGGUGGUCGCCGCGGGACUCGGUUCGGAGCUGCGGGUCCGGGUCCGGCUCUCCGACGGACUGGUGACCGAGGAGGUUUUGGAGGCGGACAGCGAGAGAGACUCGAUAUCGCUCGAGUUCAAGCAGGGAGAUGGGACGCUCGUCACUUUUGUGGCGGACUUCAAACAGGAUGUGAAGAUAUUCCGAGCGCUGAUCCUGGGCGAGCUGGAAAGAGGGCAGAACCAGUACCAGGCCCUGUGCUUCAUCUCCCGCCUCAACCGCAAUGAGAUCAUCCCCAGCGAGUCCAUGGCCCGCCUCAGACAGAAAAACCCUCAGGCCAUUCGCUUGGCAGAGGACCGGAGAGGACUGGAGCAGCUGACCAUGAGCGCGGCGGUCAACCUGAGUCGAGCCUGGCAGCUCAGCUCCCACAUCCACAACAUGUGCAGUGAGGCUCGGGAGGCCAUUUACACCAGGGAGGCAGAUGUCAAACACUGGCUGGACAAAGGGGUGGAUGGCUCCAUGUUUGAGGUCCUGCCCCAAACGACAGAGAUACCCAGCUUUCAGGCCUGUCAUUCUACUAAAGACUUGUGGCAGCCUUGUCUCUGCACAUACAGCCUGCGUCUGGAGUGGUACCCAUGUCUGUUAAAGUACUGCCGGAGCCGGGACACCACCGGCAAAGGCUCCACCUACAAGUGUGGCAUAAAGAGCUGCAGCAAGGGCUAUCAUUUCACCUACUACGUUCCCCAAAAACAGCUCUGCCUGUGGGACGAGGAGACCUAGCAUUUUGCUCUGCGUGGUUAAGAAAAAAUAAACACAUCUUUCCUCAAACCAAGACAAUGCUUCUCCACCCGCGCUACUCAAAGUAAACGCAGUCACACUGGACCUCGGCUUAUAUGAUGCUAAGCGAAGCUGUCUCAGGUGGAGAGUGCUGAGAUCCAGAUGUUCAUGCUGAAACAGAAAUGAAUUCAGGUUCUACGUGAGACCAAAACCUUUAAGGAAGGACAGUUGCAGCAGAGCCACUAAUUCUAAAACUGUUUUUUGGGGGAAAUGACUUAUUACUGUCAGCUUCAAUGUGAUUUUUUUUUUUUUUCUGAGAAACUGUCACUUUUGUGCCUUUUUUUUUGUAAUUGAGAAAUUAUUGGAACAAGUGACACAUGUUAACAACUAUGACCUCUCAAACAAGCUAUUGUAUGCACAAAGGUGGACAGUGCAUUUCUGGUCAGUUAAACACCAGCGGAGGAACACCAGUGUCCCACUCUGACUCAAAGAUGAACAUAAUCUUCCAUCCUGGUGAAGGAAAAUUUGGAUGGUGGAUUUAUCUUUCUUAUAAAGCUCUGUGAAAAACAGUUUAUUGCCAGCUAAACGCCGGUUUAUGUCAACGUAAGCAGGCUGACAAAGAAAUGCUUCUCCGAUGCUGGUUUUAUUUAUUUUUGGUUGCAAAGUGAAAUUAUGGAGGACUAUUUUUGUAUCUUUUUGUUAUGAUAACCUCAUCAGUUUUCUUCCUUUUUGCAUUAAACAAACUCUUAAGUACACAUUUCUAAACCACAUGUCCUUAGGAACAAGAAGUAUACAAACACGUCUCAGAACAUCUUAAUAUCUUGGAUUUUGGAUGUUGUUUCUCAUCUAUCUGUCAUGCUUCUGUGUUGCCUUGUUUUCAUUGCUGUACAGACGGUGUAGAUAAAAGGUUUAUGAUCAUAUUUAAUAGUUUUAGUCCUAAUCUGCCUCAUCUGUACCCUUAGGGGAAACCUCAUGCCCACAUUCUUCGUCUGUUCAAGCAUUGUCAAACAAACCAAAGUCAAAAGAAAUACCCUCAAAAGAAGGGUAUAGAUUUUCAGCUUCCAGAAACAAACUCUUCAGUUUGGUGUUUUUCUGAGUUAGGAUCCACUAAAACUGCAGUGUAGACGUUUUAAAUAAUCUAUGCUGCCAUCUUCUGGUUAACCAGUGUUUCCGUUUCUUGUGUUUUCUGUUCCCACAGCCAGAGGUCUGGUUUUUGGUUUAUGGUUUUGUCUGUUCGUGUCAGCAGUUAAAUGUUUAUAAUUUAUGCAUUUCAAAGCCCUGCUCAUUCAUAUGUGUAACUCAAGGAGCACUUCUUGAACUUGUGGGACCAAAUUUAGUUUUGUCUGUCUGAGAGCAAUAGGCUGAAGCAGGCUUUUUGGACUGUCUUACCUCCAUCUUCAUUUCAGUCGUCGCUGCCUUAUCAAAAGUACAUUUCUGUGUUUUGUGUGUUUGUAUGUCCUGCUAACUAAAGAACCAAAUGAGUGAAACAUUUCUAUUUGUGGCCUUCUAUGGUGAUUAAGUGCCUUAACAUUUCCACUGAUAUUUUUGCUAUGUAAUUGUAGAUUAAGCUGUUAAACAUAUUUUUUCUAUGAAAGAGUUUUGAUUAUGUUGUAAAAAAAAAAUUGCCAUAAGGAGAAUAUGAAGCAGUUAGGUAAUGUACCGUUUAAGAGCUGUUUUACAUUAAUUGUUUCAAUAAAGUUUUUCUUUGCACUGCA
Messenger RNA from Stegastes partitus (bicolor damselfish), 3071 nucleotides. RefSeq names its product OAF homolog a (Drosophila) (gene oafa). The transcript is spliced from 4 exons. NCBI's taxonomy places the organism in Eukaryota, Metazoa, Chordata, Actinopteri, Pomacentridae. The record is from RefSeq and is a predicted model, not a curated record. Bases 469 to 1359 code for a protein of 296 amino acids.